UCCCAGUGAGGUCACAUCUAUUCAACCUGCCGCUUCAGAGUGGAAAGCUUUCUCGAAAAUUCCAAACUCGUUUGGAACAUAUUAUAAAAGAAACAGGAGUUACUAAAAUUAAAUAAUAAGAUGGUUAAAGUAGUCGACUUCAAGGGACAAAACUACGAUAAAUUGAAGAAGGAAUGUGCCCACUCGACAGAAUUAUUCACCGAUUCACUUUUUCCUCCGGGAAAUGAAUCUUUAAAUCUCAACCCAGAAAGUUCUAUCCGGUUGGGAAACAAUGCUGUUGAAUGGAAAAGGAUCACGGAAAUAUGCGACACUCCAAAACUAUAUGAAAAGACGUCAAAAUGUCACGGGAUGAGCGAUGGGCUUAUCGGUAACGGUUGGUUCAUUUCUGCCGCUAGCGCGAUGGCUUCCCGCCACGAAUUAUGGGGUCACGCGAUACCAAAUCAUGGCAAUGAGGCGAACCCCGUUGGCAUUUAUCACUUCCACUUCUGGAGAUUUGGUAACUGGUUGGACGUUUGUGUGGACGAUUAUCUUCCCACGAUAAAUAAUAAAGUGGUGUCCUCCCAUUCACUGAACGAGUCUGAAUUCUGGGUUUCUCUGUACGAAAAGGCGUUCGCAAAAAUUUGUGGGUCAUACGGUGCAAUGGAAGAUUUCAAUCUGCUGGACGCUUUGUCCGACAUUACUUCCGGUUUCCCACAACAAAUUUCCAUUCCGGUUUUGCAAGAAAGCGACGAGGAGAGAAUUGUGUCCAGUGAUGUAAUCCAUAUAAAGGAAAUUAUGAACAAUACACUGGCCGAAGGAAGUUUGAUGUGUUGCUCAAUUUUGGUAAGAGAACCAUCUGAGCAAUCCGCCAUCACUGAAUCCGGACUUGUUCCUGUACAUAAUUACGUGGUCACGGCUACUAAGGAAAUCCACCUGGAUUGCACGGGACACCAAUCAAUGUUUAAGACAGGUGAAAAAAUCCUACUCGUCAGGCUGAGGCACCCGUGGGGUUCUAAGGAAUGGAAUGGCCCAUUCAGUGAAGAAUCUUUGGAAUGGACACGCAUCGAAAUUGGAGAACGAAACAAAUUGGGCCUUGUAUUUGAGGAGGAUUCAGAAUUCUGGAUGCCUUUCGAAGAUUUCAUAUCCAAAUUCGACCUCCUGACAAUUUGUCAUAUAAAAUCACACUCCAUAUUGCCCUCACUUCACAAGGGUCGUCCCAUGUGGCACGAAGCGGUCGCCCUCGGCGCCUGGACGCGACCUAACCACGCCGGCGGUGCGUACUCCUCCAUCGGAAAGGAUGCCUGGCUUCAUAACCCACAAUACCGCUUGGACGUCUCACACCCAAAAAUCGAACUCAUACUGGAAUUAGUGCAAAAGGAGCAGCAACUUCAUGACGGGACGCCACAUUACACGAAAGUGGGAUUCAACAUUUUGAAGGUUGAAGAAAAUCGAGAGCAUCGCAUCCACAAAGUGAGCAAUCCACCAAUCAUCACAUCCGAUUACGUGCAAGGUCGAAACGUCGUGUGGAAAGGAGAUUUAACAAAGGGUCGAUACGUACUUAUCCCAACAACGCAUGAACCCCACAUUGCCGCCGAGUUUAUGAUCCGACUCCAUUCUGACACCGAAAUCAAAUUGAGCGAACUAAUUGAUGACUACCCGGAUCCAUUUUUGAACUGCCCGCCCUUCGUGACAAAGCCCGUGGCGGUGACGCAAAUCACAGUCGUGGGUGCUACGGGGUUGGCCGAGUGUGAAAACACUUUCUGCAUCGUGAAAGUUGAAGGUGAAUCUCUGCAGUCGGAAAUUGUUUAUAAUUCCCGCGAACCACAGUGGGGUCUGCAAGGGAUAUUCUAUCGGAAGGAUGUCUGCAAGCCGGUGAUUGUUGAGUGUUGGGAAAGCAAGCCGCAGCACUUUGACCGAUUUCUGGGGUCCGCUGUCCUCAGUGGAGAAUCCGACAAUGAAAUGAUUUCCCUUAAAAAAUCCCUCGUCGGAAAGGGCGACAAACGGACGGAACUACAUCCCGGAGAAAUUGAGGUCCUCAUAGCAACAUAUGACGACCUGAUGGCAAUUUAAGCUUUGUCAGAUGCAAAUGAAGCGAUACAUAGCGUCUAAAAAUCUAACUUGAUAAUUAGCACCUAUGUAUGUAGUUAGUCAUAAAUAGAUAUGUUUACUAUUAGAUAUUCACUCCCGGAAGGAAUUAAAAUUGUGGACAAUUUUGCUUCUUGCAAGCCUAAACAUGAAUCAAGUUCUGAUGACAUGACCUGCCAAGCAUGAAGUGCUUCAUUUUUUUAAUAAGUAGCCUCAGAUAAAUACAUACAUACAUACAUAAAUCUAUCUGUAUAUAAAUACUCAUUAAUAUGCAAAUCUUUAUCUAUGCGUCGUCACUAAAACUUUGAACUUUGUGAAAAAUAACUGUUGUCUCCCGUUAAGUAUGUAGAUAUUUAAGCAGAAAUAAUACUUGUGUAUGGUAUAGUCUUUUUAUGUCUUUACAUUGCAAAACUUUUACCAUAAGGCUCAGAGGAACUCAUUAAUAGUUCACUUAAAAAGUAGAAUGGUUAGUUGCUCAGCAUCUGUAUACAAUUCCAGUGUCAUAUUUAUCUAGUUCCCAAUAAAGGCUUCACUGCAACCUGAAACCACUAUAAAAUUGGACGAUCUUUGGAAUUCCAUUAGAUAGUUUUACAAAAUACAUGAUAUAUCUGUACGUGUUUAGAUUAAAAUUAUAACAUUUUAAACGACGGGCUUCUCCUUCGAUAGUUUUUUAGUUACUGGGUACAUUUAUUUCCCAUUGGAAAUUCUAUUUCUGUGAAUUUCACAUAAAUGAAAGAAUUUAUCCGGUAUGUAAAUGCACAAAUAUACACAGACUCCCGACAAAUUCAACAAAUUGGCCUGGAUUAUAUAAAUACAUUUGAGUUUGGGUAUCUUUACGACGAGCAGUGGUCCUGGUCAACUCGCUACCCUAACGCAGACCGCCCUACAUGAAGCGAUCUUCCGCAUAUUGCAGAGUAAAAUAAGAUUCCAUUUAGAUAAUAUUUUUUAUGGUUACAUUAAAUUGUUGUCGUAUGUACUAUAUGAACAAUUAUAAGUAGAUAAUGGUACCGGCCAGAAUAUUUCGUUCCCGGAGACUUUAAAUGACACUAUCCCGUUUAAACUUGGUCCCAAAAGUGUAGUCAAUAACCAACCAAUCAAAAAACAGCACAUUGCUCCAAAAAUUUCCCCAGAACAAGCCGUUGGAACGUUUGGAAGCGGAUUUAACGGUGAGUUCACAAUAUCGUUUAAAAACAACACCUCUGGGGUCCCAGAACUACAUCUUGAAUAUGGAAAGUGGGGUUUGGCUUGGUUGAAUCAAACUUCUCCGUCAACAUUUGCAUCACCGAGUGGGAUUCCGAUUUUUGGAUGCUGCUCUGGCCCGAAAAUAAGGGCGUUCUCAACCAAACUUUAGAGUUUGUCAAUGCCGACACAAUUCGGUACUUGGAUCAGGGUGAGGAAAGUACGACACUGUUCAAAAGGGGGGAAAAAGUUGGUGACUUGCCGGUAAUUCCGUGGGAGGAGGAGACCUGUAAAAAUAAGGUGUAGACAUGGGUUCAUUUGCGUAAUUAUUUUCGCAAUAAUUAAAUUCAAUUAAUAUCAAUUAAGAAUAUAAGUUCAAUAACGUAUAAAUUCAUGUAAUUAAAAAAUAAAAGGUCGCUAAGUUUAUAGAUUAAAAUCCGUUAUCUAAAAAUUAUCUGUAAAUACCGGCGAGUUAUUUCUGGUUUAAUUAUUAUAGACAUUUUUUCUACAAAAAUUUAUGUACGCACUUAAAGUAUGUACAUGUGUACGAGAAAUAAACGAGAAAUAUUUGC
Molecule: messenger RNA, 3815 nt
Organism: Folsomia candida
Lineage: Eukaryota; Metazoa; Arthropoda; Collembola; Entomobryomorpha; Isotomidae
Product: calpain-5
Exons: 10
Coding region: 121-2049 (642 amino acids)
Biological process (GO): proteolysis
Cellular component (GO): cytoplasm
Molecular function (GO): calcium-dependent cysteine-type endopeptidase activity
Source: RefSeq, a predicted model, not a curated record